AUGGAUGAACCUGUAAAUCCUCAUGUUAUUAGGUUUUACACAAGGAAAGAUGUUGAGUAUUAUGAAAUCGCAGGUAAACGAAUAGCAAAGCCAAGUUUAACUAGCUCAAUACCUAGUAGUGGCUGCUUAAGCAGAGCACCAUUGGUUUUAAAGGGCAACAAUUUAAAACCACUGCCUGGAAUGAAUAAAAAUGUUAUUGUCCAAUUUUUAGGGGAUAGUACUCGUGACAGUAUUACCAUUACAAAUCCAAUCGAAGUUAAUAUGUGCUGCGAUAAAUGUAUGGUGGUUAUUACUCCAGAUAUUCCAACUGCAUCAGUCUUUCAUAUAAGGGUUGGCUUCAAUUGUAAAAAAAUAGAAAGGCAGUUAAAUUAUGACAAAUCUUUAAAUUUAUUAAAAUUUCCAAAUUUCGAUCCAAAGAAUAAUAAUAAAUCAAAUAUAAAUGAUGAAAUGGAGAUUCAAUAUCAACAAAAUACCAAUAAUAAUAAUGUAAAUAAUAAUAAUAAUAGUAAUAAUGGUGUAAAUAGCAACAGUAAUCAAAAUAUUAUAAGUAAUAAUGGUAAUAAUGAUAAUAAUGAUAGUGAUGAUAAUGAUAUAAACAACCAAUUAAAUACUUCACAAGAUAUAGUGGUUGAUGAAGCACAACAAAUGGAUUUGGAUAAAUCUACCAGCUCAACCACAACUACAACUACAACCACAACCACAACAUCUAGGGCUAAUACCGAAAUUAUAGAAACAAUAUAUAACAAUAACAAUGAAGUUCAAACAUAUAAUUUCGAUUCAGAUGAUCAUAUAAUUUGGAGUAAUGAAAUUGUUGUUCCAAUUGAAGUUUCAAAAUCAUCAAAGCGUUCAAAUAGUUCUCUAUCGAAUGGUUCUCAAAGUAAAGAUCCAUCAAAAAAAAAGAGAUCAAAACUAUCAAAAUCAUCACCAACAUUUACCUCACCAUCUUCGCCAUCAUCACCAACAUCACCUACAUCUCCUACAUCACCAACAUCACCAACAUCAUUCCCAUUCGUAGGUCAACAAACUCUAAGCAGUGAGUUUUUACAAUAUCUUAUGAAUGGUGAGUUGGAAUCUAUUAAAUCAUAUAUCGAGGCUAGACUUGCUAGUGAGCCAAAGGUUGUGUUUGACUUAGAGAAAAAGGACGAGGAUGGAUUUUCACCACUUCACUAUGCUUGUGCCUAUGGUAUGAAUGGCUUGGUAGGGUAUUUCUUAAAGAGUAAAGCGGAUCCAAAUUGUACAGAUAAAGAAGGUUGGACCCCACUACAUUGGUCAGUUAAGGCAAAUAAUCUUGAUGCCGUUCAAUUGCUUUUGGAAUUUGGUGCAGAUCAAUCAGUUCCUAAUCAUUCAAGACAGUACCCAUUGGAAAUGGCUUAUGAUAAGGGUUUUACUCACAUUGCUGCCACACUCCAAGGUGUAUCCGAAACAGAGUUUAAAAAGAAUAACGAGGCAAAUGAAAACGCCACAUUAGCAAUUAUUUCCAGUUCAACUAUUAGUGACGAAUCAAGCCAAUCAUCAACUGGUGGGCUAUCACAAGAGCAUAGAAUUCUUUUAAAGAAUGGUUUAGAACCUUAUAAUCCACCCGAGGGCAUGAACUUAAAAAGUGGCGUUAUUGAAAAGCAUAAUACACUCAAGUUUAUUCAGGCUGCAGAAAAACUAGGCUUAUACCCAGAGCACCGUUCAUCGUUGAUGGAGGCAUUUAAAUCACUUCGUACUCUUCGUUAUCGUUUGUUUUGGAUUAUGCUUUCAAAUCCCCUAUUUUCAAAGAUUUGUGAAUGGGAUACCGGUGGUGUUGACUUUUUAGUUCAUAAUAAGGAGGUACUUUUGGCUGCUUUAGGUUUAUACUUUGGUCUUCGUGGUAGUAACAGUGCUAUCGAUUGGAUGAGCCACUUGGCAAGAAGAAAAUGCCAUAAAUCUUCGGCCACUGGUGAUAUUUGGACAAAUCUCCGUGCCUCAACAUUUAAUUCUAAAACCGAUUUAGAAAAGUUAAAAGAUAUCACAUCUGAAAAAAGUGAAAAAACAAUAACAAAUGGUCGUUCAAAAUCCAAUUUAAAUAAUAGCGAAAUAAAUGAUGGUAUUGAAAGUAUAAUUGAUGAUAAUAACAAUAAAAACAAAAAUAAUGUAGAAAAUAGUAAAGGUAGUAAAAAUAAGGAAAAAGAAAAGGAAAAAGAAAAAGAAAAGGAAAAGGAAAAAGAAAAAGAAAGAGAAAGGGAAAAGGAAAAGGAGAGCAAAGAAAAAGAAAGAGAUACAGAUAAAGACAAAGAAAAAGAUAAAGAAAAAGAUAAAGAUGGUAAAAAAAGUAGAAAGAGCUCUAGAUCAUCAAGUAAUUUGGUUUCAAAUGUAAGACCUUUAACCUUUAUAAGUAACAAUGGCCCACCAACAAAUAAUAAAACCAAAAAACCUAAAAAAACAAGUUUACCACAAAUUUCACCUUCUCAAACUCAAUCCGAAGUAAUUCCUACUUUUCCUCCACAAACCAUUCAACUACUUUCAGAGCACCAGUCACAAGAACAACAAUCACAAGAAGAAAUACAGCCUGAGCUUAUUCAAGACCCAGAUACUCCUCCACCACAACUAAUUCAACAACAUCAACAACAAUUACAGCAAUUGCAACAAAUGCAACAAAUACAACAAAUGCAGCAGCAAAUGCAGCAGCAACAACAAAUUCAACAAAUACAUCAACAAAUACAAAUGCAGCAAUUGCAACAAUCACAACCACAACAAAACCAACCACAGAUUAUUGAUAGUUUAACCAAUCAAAUAUUACAAACUGACCAACAAGAUAUUAAUCAACUAUUAGAAGAGGAAAUAACCCCAGCAGGAAGUUUGGAGGUAAAUGCAGUUAACAUUAUAGAUGAACCAAUGAAACACCAUCAUGCAAUCAUACCGAAUAUGGGAGGUGAACCAACUCAUCACCAUAUUCAUCAUACAGAUUUAACAAUGGAUGAUCAACCAAGCCAAACAUUACUUACUGAACUUGAUGAACAACCAUCACAGCAACUUGCAUCACAACAAAUCCAACUCAUCGACCAAUUACCUCAACAACAACAUCUUAUUACAGAACACGAAGUAUUAAACGAUGGAACUAUUCAUCAUCAUAUAGUCGAACAUGAACAUCUUGAAGAGCACCAUCAUCACCAUCAUGAACAUCUUGAAGACAUUCAAGAACAUCAUGAAAUUGUAAAUUUAAAUGAAAACCAUCACCAUCAUCUCCACCAUCAAAUCGCCGCUUCUCUAACAUCCUCAGCUCCACCAUCACCAAAUCAUCCAUCCUCAAACAACCAUAUAUUAGAAAUUACAACCGAUUCAACUCAUGAAAUUGCAACCUCUUUAGUCGAACAACAGCAUCAUGAAGAACACCUUUAUUAA
Molecule: messenger RNA, 3366 nt
Organism: Dictyostelium purpureum
Lineage: Eukaryota; Evosea; Eumycetozoa; Dictyosteliales; Dictyosteliaceae
Exons: 2
Coding region: 1-3366 (1121 amino acids)
Molecular function (GO): fatty-acyl-CoA binding; protein binding
Source: RefSeq, a predicted model, not a curated record